CGGAGAGCUUGGCCUACCAUUCGGUUUCCUAACCCUCUCCCGAGGCCCCGCCUCUUCAGCUUCCUUGGCAACUGUUUCUCGGCAGGCUCUGCUUCUCAGGCGAGGUCUCCGGCCCUUGCCUCUCCCAGAAUGCAGCGCGCGGGCGGGAGGUUCGGAAGUGCGGGAACGUGGCGGCUGCAGGAAGUGGGGUCCGCGGCUGAGGUUUAAAAACACCAACUAGAAUCAAUUUGCAUUUGACAGUCGGUUCAACACAAAGACUUCAUAUUGUGAAUGCAUAGCAAACAAGCAAUGUCAUCUAACAAACAAGAAAGGCUCUUGUGUUAUAAUGGGGAAGUCCUAGUUUUUCAGUUGUUUAAAGGAAAUUUUACAAAUAAAGGAGCUGCAAAAAUACCCAUAUUACAAGUCAGAAGAAUGGUAUUUGACAGAAGAACAAGAGCAUUUGUUCAGAAGUCCACUGGAUUAUUCAAAAUGAGGGAAGAAAAUGCUAAUUUUAAAAUUAUUUGUUGCAGCUGUGUGUCAGACUUCAGAACUGGAAUUAACCUCCCUUAUAUUGUGAUACAACACAACAAAAAGAAUAAUGUUUUCAAAUAUUUUCUACUAUUGCUUCACAGUUCCAAUAAAUUUGAAAAGCGAUUGAAUUUUAAACUAGGCUAUGAGUUGAAGGACCGUGUAAGGCUCCUAAAUGGCCCUUUAAUUUUAUGGAUACAUGCCCAAACAGUCUUCUGUAUCUCUUCCAAAAAUGGCACAGUUGUUAGUGUGCCAGCUAACUUUUCCUCUAUUGAGUGGGCAGGGGAGAUUGAAAAUCUAGGUAUUGUCUUAUUAGGACUAAAGGAAUGUUAUUUACCUGAGGAAGGAUGCACUCAAAAGCCUUCAAUAUCAAAAUAUGCGUUUAGGGAUACCGAAUUUUCUUUAUACUCUCUUGAAAGUCAAGAAAUGUUAACUGAUACAUACAUUAUCCCUCAUAUUUAUAGCAGUGUGGUAACUUGUGUUCAUGUCUGUGCAACUGAGAUGGUCCACAGCCAGUUAAGAAUGUCUCUGAUUGCCCUUACUCGAAAGAAUCAGCUGAUUUCAUUCCAAAAUGGAAUUCCCAAAAGUGUGUGCCAGCUUCCCUUUGGAGAUCCUUGUGCAGUUCAACUAAUGGAUUCCGGUGGAGAGGACUUUUUCAUUGUAUCCUUUAGGUCCGGUUGUGCUUGUGCUGUUUGGGAAAACAACUUUCAGGUUACUGCUAAGUGGGAAAAAGUUAGCUCAGUCCUGAUAGAUGACUUUACUGGAACUGGAAUGGAACAAGUACUGAUACUUUUUAAAGACUCCUUGAACUCAGAUUGCCUGACUUCAUUUCAAAUAACAGAUUUUGGCAGCAUAAACUAUUGUAGUAAUACAUUGGAUGACAAUGAAGAUAUUUUAUUUGAAGACAAACAAGAAAGUUUUUCUUUGGUGGUUCAAGCUCUGAAAAGAAGAUUAAAAAUUGGUUUGACUUCUGUUUGGGAAUUACAGAAGCAUCUCUUGCUUAAGGAAAAAGUUAUUUCAAAAUCUUACAAAGCUUUAAUAAACCUGGUUCAAGGGAAGGAUGAUAUUACUAUAUCAAGUGAAGAGGAGGAAGGGCUUGUUCUUCUUUGUGGUGAAAAAGAAAAUCCUGUCCAUAUCUUUGAUGAAAACUUAGACAAUUUUCAAGAUUCAGAGCAUCCAAUAGAGAAGAUGUGGUAUCGUGUAAUAGAUGAUAGCUUGGUUGUUGGAGUGAAAACCACAUCUUCUUUGGAACCGUCCCUGAAUGAUAUGGCUUUAUCACUGGUAUUUGAUCACACCUGUAGCUCCAGCUCUCUGCUUAUUAAGUGUGAAAAUAGGGUGAUCAAGUUGAGCAUGGAUUCUUUCCCAGCACCACCCUCUGUGCCAUAUGAAAUAGGAUCAGAGGCAAAAAGGAUCAAGUUGGCCCCUUAUAGCAAGGAAGAGAAAAGUUAUGUUUGUGAACAACUAUCCAAGAAAGAUUGUGUACAGAUAAUUACUGCUGUAACAUCUCUUUCACCACUUUUAGCACUCGGUAAUUUUUGUUGCAUUGUGCUGCUACAAAUUAGAGAGAGAAAAAAUGGUAACCACUCCGAAGAUCGUUAUAUUUCUUGUGGCAGACUUUGUUUAAGUCUAGAAGAUAUUUCAAGAGGGAAAUACAUAGUAACAUUUCCAAAGGAUAAACCUAUAGAGCACACGGAAGAUCUUUUUGUACUUCUCACAGCAUUACACAAAUUUUGUUUUCAAAUCACAUCAUCUGGCUAUACUCUGCCUCCAUUGAAGACAUGGCUCUUAGAACACAUGAAAUGUGAAGUGAUCAAAGAAUUUCCAGAAAUUUGGUUUUGUAAAAGGCCAGGAAGUUUCUAUGGGACACUCUUCAGCUGGAAACAAAGCACACCAUUUAAAGGAAUUUUAAUAGUGUAUUCCAGGAAUCAAACAAUUUUGUUCCAGUGUCUUCAUAAUCUCAUCAGAGGUCUCCCUAUAAACUGUUUCUUCAAAAAACUAAAAUUAGGAAGUGAGGAUUUCCUAACUGAUCAUUUGGCAUUAACUUUGGAGAAGGAACUGGUAACCCUUAGUUCUCUUUCUUCUGCCUUAGCUGAGGUUGAAAGCAACUUUGUGCAGAGGUGUGAAGCAAGCAAACAAAAGAGCAGUGUCAUUGUGGCUGCUUUAUCAGACAGAGAGGAAGCAAUACAGCAAUACAGAAAAGAACUUCAGAGAGAAAAGGAGCAAAUCACGUUGGGAAUGAACCUAAAAGUGAGUGGUGCCCGUUAUAGAGAAAUUAUCUUGAAAGCAACUGAGGUUCAGGUGAAAACAGACCUAGUUGCACAGAAACUAACCAGUUUGUAAUUACAAUCUAAAUUUGAUUAUAUUUUAAAAUAGGGUUGUUUUUUUUGAGACAAUUUUGGUUCUACUUUUUUUCAUUUUAUGUUAUAUGCCCCCUGUGUUUGAAACUUUUUGUGGUACAAUCUUUGGUUUUGAUGAUGCAGAAAAUAGUGUGACUUAGAUCAGUGGUUCUCAACCAAGGGUAAUUUUUGCUACUCCCACCCUCUGUAUCAGGCAUUUGGCAAUGUCUAGAGACAUUUUGAUUGUCAGAUGUUGCAGGGGAAGUGUGGCGGGGUGUGCUAUUGGCAUCUAUCGAGUAGAGACCAAGGAUGCUGUUGAACAUCUUACUGUGCACAGGACAGCUCCUGACAAAAAAGACUUAUCUAGCCCAAAAUGUUAGUAGUGCCAAGACUGAGAAACCUUCUGCCUUAGAUUCUCCACUUAAAUGAAGACAGUGAUAUAACAGUAUUUUGAUCUAUAUCUUGAAAAAACUUUAACAGUCCUCUUAUUGUAUUCAGCUUAGUAAAACCUAGCAUAGAAAAACAUCAACUUCAAAAAGAUAAAUUGAGCAAGGUUGUCAGGAUUCAUAAUAGUUUCUGUAAACAUCAGGCUUCCAUGGAAAUUGAAAUGGCAGAGUGUCAGUGCAAAUAUUAAAAUGAAAGUGUUCGAAAUCCUUGUUAAUUUAAAUUUUAUUAGAAAGCUUCUCUGAAAUCAUAUAAGUCUAUAGAAAUGUGAUUCCUUGAAAAUUUUACUGUAUUUCUUUGAAAAGCAGAUCUCUUUCAAAAGGCUAAGCAUAUCUCACAGGCCAUUAUUUUUUUUUAAAUUGAAAAUACCUUUAAGCCAUCUGAGAUUCCAACCCUAGGCAAAUCUAAAAUAUAAAAGUCUAGCUAAAAUGACUUUAAAAAAUAGGGCUCUCCUUAGGGGCUGAACAGUUUGUUUAAGUGGAAAUUAUUUAUAAGAGGUCCAAAGAGAGACAUUUCCAAGGGAUAAAAAUUCAACAUAUUCCUUUUUUGGUAAAAUAAGAAUUCUGGAGUAACAAGAGUCUCAGACCAAAAAAAAUGUUCUUGAUCCUUUUUGCCUUAAAAUCCUUAAGUGAGAUGGAAAUUUACUCUUUCAUCUAGUGGCAGUUGAAAGAAAUAAAGAUGAGUAUAGAAAGUGGCAUUUCAUGCUUGCAGCUAUGAAGUGCUAAUUCUUCCUAUGCCUCAGAAGUGUUUGUACCUAAUGAUCUGGCGAUACAAACGGUUUUUAGAGAAUAUAGGUUAUUAGUUUUUGGUCUCAGUUUUUAGGAUUGUCCAUUUAAUAUGCUACUUUUUUCUUAGUAAUCCAUUGCAAAUUGAGAACUCUACAGCUCUGUCUCUAUGAAAUGUUAAUGAAGAAUAUUUCAGACUUUCUGUUUAAUUAGGAUUACUUGUGGAAAUCUGGAAACAGUGUGAAUCAUGUGCUUUCUAUUAAAAUUAUCUAUGAUGUACUAAAAGAGCAACUAAUUGUAAAAUAUAAAAACUCUUAUAAAAUGGAGGCCGUCAAAAGAAAAAAACUAAUCAGGAAUUAAUUGUAAUAGUCUGUUGGUAGGAAAGGAAAUUAAGAUGUUAAAAAUAAGCAUGUUAUUUUUAUUUAUAAAUGCAACCAAAAGGUA
Messenger RNA from Choloepus didactylus (southern two-toed sloth), 4456 nucleotides. RefSeq names its product FA complementation group B (gene FANCB). Gene Ontology annotation, cellular component: Fanconi anaemia nuclear complex. Lineage: Eukaryota; Metazoa; Chordata; Mammalia; Pilosa; Megalonychidae. The record is from RefSeq and is a predicted model, not a curated record. Gene Ontology annotation, biological process: positive regulation of double-strand break repair via homologous recombination; replication-born double-strand break repair via sister chromatid exchange; negative regulation of double-strand break repair via homologous recombination. The transcript is spliced from 9 exons. Bases 271 to 2847 code for a protein of 858 amino acids.